UUUCCCAAUGGCAAAAUGGUGAAAAGAGAGUUUGGUGAGGGCAGUAUUCGUAAUUUCGACCGACUCUUCUCCCAUUUCCCUACUGUCGUAUAUAAGCAGAUACAGCGCAAUAAAAAUAAAAUUAUAGUAAUUCAAUAUCAAGGCCCCCUCUCUCUCUCUCCCCCCUCCGUUUCUCUCUUCACCUCUCAAAUUGAUCCAAUUAUCUGUUGGAUUAAGGAAGUUGCAUCUAUGGAAUCCUCCAAGGAAACCGGCUGCCAAGCUCGAGAAGGCCCAAUUCUUUGCAUCAACAACUGUGGCUUUUUCGGCAGUGCUGCUACGAUGAAUAUGUGCUCCAAGUGCCAUAAAGACAUGGUAUUGAAACAGCAGCAGGCCCAGUUUGCUGCCGCGUCCAUUGAGAACAUGGUGAAUGGCAGCAGCUCAAGCAGCAUAGAGCCUCUCCCUGCUGAUGCGGUGAACGCGAAAGCUGAGCCGGUCGAAUUAAAAACCGAUGCUCCUCGACUGACCCCUGAUCUGGUGUCAAGCGAGAGCUCAGAGCCAAAGCCGAAGGAGGGACCAAACAGGUGCACUACUUGCCGCAAGCGGGUGGGACUGACUGGAUUCAGUUGUCGGUGUGGGAACAUGUUCUGCUCGGUCCAUCGCUACUCGGACAAACACGAGUGCCCGUUUGACUACCGGUCGGCCGCUCAGGACGCCAUAGCGAAGGCGAACCCGCUGGUUAAAGCUGAUAAGCUGGAGAAGAUCUGAAAGGUUGUUGGGCGAAAGUAUGAUAGUUUGUGUCUUUAAAAUGUCGAUGGUUGGUCGGUGUAAGUCGGCGGAUUGUCGUUGUGUCUCUAGACUUGUGUUGGGUGGUGUAGGGCGGAAGAAGGGGAAAGGGGAGGGUGAUUGUGGUUUGUUGCAUUAUGUGGAACUCUAGAGUCCUGCGUCAAUUGGCUAGGGUUACUUUGGUUUGGUCGCAGUGUGCAAGUUGUUAUUUGCUGGCUUUGUUGAAUAACAUUGUUGUGGAAUUUGUAAGUUGCCCCUCCUUUUUACAUCAUUUCUCAUGUUUUUUGCAUUUACUCUCCAA
Messenger RNA from Salvia miltiorrhiza (redroot sage), 1063 nucleotides. RefSeq names its product zinc finger A20 and AN1 domain-containing stress-associated protein 8-like. The transcript has 2 exons. NCBI's taxonomy places the organism in Eukaryota, Viridiplantae, Streptophyta, Magnoliopsida, Lamiales, Lamiaceae. Gene Ontology annotation, molecular function: DNA binding; zinc ion binding. The record is from RefSeq and is a predicted model, not a curated record. Bases 16 to 744 code for a protein of 242 amino acids.